UUACUGCAAAAGAAGCAAAUGAUAGAGUAGAAGGGGUUUCACUCCACAUCCUUUUUGGCAGAGCGUCACGUUUCAUAACAUUUAGAUGAAAGCUAAUCUUUACAGUGCCUCGUUUGGGAAACACAUGUCCUGAAAGCAGAAUGAACUGAAUGAAGAGGAUCUACCCAACCAGCUCUCCAUCUAUAUUGCUAACAGCAAACAGGUUUCAUAGCAACGAUUCUGCUAAUUUUUAUAUAAUCUAUAGCAUCUACGUACGUCUUCUCCUGCCAUGAAGUUGUUUAAAUUACAGACUCUAAAAUCCUUUUGGACUCUGAAGCCUCCUAAUAGGACUUUCCAUUGCCACCCCAGACUGCUUGCCUCUGAUGUAUAUUCACAAUACGAGCCUGUCAGGCAGGGCAAACAGGAAAUACCAAAAUACUUCAACUUUGCAAGUGAUGUACUGGACAAAUGGUCUGAGAUUGAAAAGGCUGGAAAAAGACCAUCAAACCCUGCCUUUUGGUGGAUAAAUGGAGAAGGCGAAGAAGUGAAGUGGAGCUUUGAGGAGCUGGGGUUCCUCUCUCGGAAAGUGGCAAAUGCACUGACUAAAGUAUGUGGACUGCAGAAGGGGGACAGAAUUGUUGUGAUCCUGCCACGAGUCCCAGAAUGGUGGCUGGUAACUGUGGCUUGCAUGCGAGCAGGAAUUGUCUUACUUCCAGGAAUAUCCCAGUUAUCAGCCAAAGACAUAUUAUAUCGACUCCAGGCGUCAAAAGCCACAUGCAUCAUUACUGACAACACACUGACUUCUGCUGUGGACUCAGUGGCAUCUGAGUGUCAGUUUCUGAAAACCAAGCUAAUCGUGUCCAAAGGCAGUAGGGAGGGAUGGCUCAACUUCACUGACCUGUACAGAAACCAAUCUGCUGACCAUUCCUGUGUCAAAACAAGGAUUCAAGACUCGAUGAUUAUCUUCUUUACCAGUGGAACCACAGGUUCUCCAAAGAUGGCUGAACAUUCCCAGGGUAGUCUUGGUUUCAGACCCCUUUUAAGUGAAAGGUAUUGGUUGGAUUUGACUCCCUCAGAUGUGAUAUGGAGCACAGCAGAUACUGGAUGGAUAGUAGCUUCACUGGCAUCUGUUUUUGAUCCCUGGGUUUUUGGAUCCUGCAUCUUUGUACAUAAGCUACCACGGGUUGAAUCAGCAGCCGUCCUAAAUACUCUCUGCAGAUUCCCUAUCGACACAGUGGUUAGUGCUCCCACAUUGUUCCGCAUGCUGGUACAAAAUGAUCUUUCCAGCUACAAAUUCAUGAACCUGAAGCGCUGCGUGAGUGGAGGGGAGCCACUCAACCCAGAAGUCAUGGAGCAGUGGAAAAGCAAGACUGGGCUGGACAUCCAUGAAGUAUAUGGGCAGACUGAAAUGGGAAUAAUCUGCUCUGUUUUUAAAGGAAUGAAGGUUAAACCUGGAUCAAUGGGAAAGGCAGCUCCCCUUUAUGAUGUUCAGAUCGUAGACAAAAAUGCUAAUGUUCUGCCUCCAGGACAACAGGGGGAAAUUGCUGUCAGAAGCAGACCUAUAAAACCACUUGGUUUUUUCUCUGGAUAUGUAGAUAACCCUAAGAAAACCGCAGAAACUGAACGUGGGGAUUUUUAUGUCACUGGAGACAGAGGGAUUAUGGAUGAAGAUGGAUAUUUUCAGUUCAUUGGAAGAGAUGAUGACAUCAUCAUUUCUUCAGGAUAUCGCAUUGGGCCAUUUGAAGUAGAGAAUGCCCUGAUAGAACAUGCAGCAGUAGCAGAAACAGCUGUUGUCAGCAGCCCAGAUCCCCUUAGAGGAGAGGUUGUGAAAGCAUUUGUGGUCCUGUCCCCAACUUUUUCAUCCAGUGAUUUAGAGAGCUUAACCUGUGACUUGCAGGAGCAUGUCAAGAAAACUACUGCUCCAUAUAAAUACCCCAGAAAGGUGGAGUUUGUCCGAGAGCUGCCAAAGACAGUCACUGGGAAGAUCAAGAGGAAUGAAUUAAGAAAGAAAGAGUGGGGACGGAUCUAGCAUUGCUUGGAAAUUAACAGAACUUCUUUAAUUCCAUUAACACUGUACACAUUUCUCUGAUGUAACUGCCUUCCUCUUUUUUGUUAAACAGCUGAGCAUCAAAAGCUAUAGAUGACACCAAGAUGUGAUGUCUGCACUUGCUUGCAAAGUGUCAGUACCACUGUUUCAGUUCCCCAAGCACUGCUGGAAAAGGGAACAAAUGAUACAACUCCCUUCUAGUCCCGGAUGUCCAUAGGUUCACCAGAAUUUGGCUGGUGACCCAUCUCUUUUAGAUGGCAUUCAAGAUGAGUGAAGAGAUAUUGCUGAGAUCGGUUGUCUAGCUCAAAGCUGCAGAAAAGGCAGGCAUGGAUUUGAGUGGUUCAGAUGCCCUGUACUUAAAUGCAGUGUGUUUAAUCUGAAUGCAGCCCUCCUAUCAUUUACUGAAGAUGGAAAGACUCCUCUUUAUUGAUACCACCAUAAACCUUUCUUGAUUAAUACAUAUGUUGAUGAUAAGCAGUGCUAGCUUCUCUUGUACUUUAUCCACAAAUACUCCCUCAUGCAGAAGUAACUUCAUUGUGCCCUUCUGUUCUGAUCUUUGCACACAAUGGACAAAACUCCUGUACCACUUCUGGUGGUCUUUAAAAUGAAGUUUGUUGUUGGGCAGGUGACCCAAUUUGUAAAACAAACCAUGGUUCUUUGCCAUAGUAGACACUUGCUACAGGACCAGUCUAUUUCUGCAGUCACUUAGAGGUGAAACCAGUGAAAAACAUUCCUUGGUCUGGUUUGGAUGGUCACAUCAUUGUUUAACAUUUAACUCUGAGCUUCAUGAAGAAGCAUGUACCAAGUGUACACACCCUUACUUCUUACAAUGGCAUGGGCAAUAGUGGGACAGACUUCAAGGCAAUAUAGGUUCUUAGCCGUUCAUCCUGGAGUUUUGUGGGAUUUGUUUGGGUUUUUUUAAUUUCAUUUGCUGGCACAAAUUUUCAUUAUUUGGCAAAAGCAUCUCCAGCCUUAGAGUCCUCUUCUGUUCAUUAAGUAAGAAGAAAUUGCUGGAUAACAAUAGCAUCUUUACGCAGCAAAGAAGGGCUUUUGCAGUUGCAUCUCACUGCCUGGAGUUCUGUGUCUGUUGCAGCUGUAAAGUGAGAUUUGGAGAAUUCUAAUUUUGAGAAAGGAAAAUAUUUUAUUUCUUGAGAAUGGACACUUCUGUCAGUAGAACAAUUUCUGUACUAGCAACUGCUUGAAAUGAAAGCAGUUGUCAAUAAACACAUUUACUUCACUCUU
This is a messenger RNA of Strigops habroptila (Kakapo), 3268 nucleotides long. Its product is annotated as acyl-coenzyme A synthetase ACSM3, mitochondrial-like. Gene Ontology annotation, molecular function: fatty acid ligase activity; fatty-acyl-CoA synthase activity. Lineage: Eukaryota; Metazoa; Chordata; Aves; Psittaciformes; Psittacidae. The transcript has 14 exons. The record is from RefSeq and is a predicted model, not a curated record. Gene Ontology annotation, biological process: acyl-CoA metabolic process; fatty acid biosynthetic process. Gene Ontology annotation, cellular component: mitochondrial matrix. The coding region runs from base 269 to 2008 and encodes 579 amino acids.